This is a messenger RNA of Vicia villosa (hairy vetch), 1005 nucleotides long. RefSeq names its product MADS-box protein SOC1-like. Gene Ontology annotation, biological process: positive regulation of transcription by RNA polymerase II. The transcript has 8 exons. Gene Ontology annotation, cellular component: nucleus. The record is from RefSeq and is a predicted model, not a curated record. Gene Ontology annotation, molecular function: RNA polymerase II cis-regulatory region sequence-specific DNA binding; protein dimerization activity; DNA-binding transcription factor activity, RNA polymerase II-specific. Bases 90 to 773 code for a protein of 227 amino acids. NCBI's taxonomy places the organism in Eukaryota, Viridiplantae, Streptophyta, Magnoliopsida, Fabales, Fabaceae.
ACCCUUUAUUCCUAUCUCUUCUCUCCUUCGUUUUUUCAAUACUUGGUGAAAAUCUGUUUCCUUUUGAAGUUGCUUUUCUUGCUGCAACAAUGGGAAGAGGAAAGACAGAAUUGAAGCGUAUAGAGAACGCAACAAGUAGGCAAGUAACAUUUUCAAAGAGAAGAAAUGGUUUGAUGAAGAAAGCUUUUGAAUUAUCAAUUUUGUGUGAUGCUGAAGUUGCUCUUAUUGUUUUUUCAACAAGAGGGAGAAUUUAUGAAUUUGCUAGUUCAAGCAUUCUAGAAACAAUUGAACGAUACCGCAGUCGUAGCCGGAUUAAUAAUACUCCAACAGCAUCUGAAUCUGCAGAAAAAACUCAGCGUUUGAAGGAAGAAGCAGAAAACAUGAUGAAAAAGAUUGAUCUUCUUGAGUCUUCAAAACGAAAAUUCUUAGGAGAAGGUUUAGGGACUUGUUCCAUUGAUGAACUACAAAGGAUAGAGCAACAGAUGGAGAAGAGUAUAACCAAUAUUCGAGAAAAAAAAGCUGAGGUUUUCAGAGAACAAAUUGAACUGCUAAAAGAAAAUGAAAAAACCCUAGUUGCUGAAAAUACCAAGCUCUCUGAGAAGUAUGAUAGUUAUUCAUCACAGCAAGCAAAAAAGGAUGAUAGAGAAAAUGUAGGGGAGGUUAAAGCUUAUGCAGAUCAAAGUAGUCCAAAUUCAGAUGUGGAGACUGAAUUAUUCAUUGGUCUUCCAGAAACAAGAACAAGGCAAAUUUCUCCAAAAUUGAGGACUAAUUAAUCCCUUUAACUAUGCAAAAUGAAAAUAAGGGUAAGGCAAAGUGUCUUAUCAAUAUUAUACAUUGGAUAUGUUUCCUUUAUUAUGCUCUCUCAUCAUUCUGAUGAUAAAUAAUAAUACUAAGUGUAGUGAUUUGUUUCAUAAUAAUCUCAAACCUUGCUAUGCUCUAAAUGACAUUCAAUAUCUUUACUUUUAUAUCAGUGUAAGGACGAAUUUCUUUUAAGCAUCAGCAAAA